Messenger RNA from Helianthus annuus (common sunflower), 1993 nucleotides. RefSeq names its product pre-mRNA-splicing factor cwc22. Lineage: Eukaryota; Viridiplantae; Streptophyta; Magnoliopsida; Asterales; Asteraceae. Gene Ontology annotation, biological process: mRNA splicing, via spliceosome. The transcript is spliced from 8 exons. The coding region runs from base 128 to 1858 and encodes 576 amino acids. Gene Ontology annotation, molecular function: protein binding; RNA binding. The record is from RefSeq and is a predicted model, not a curated record. Gene Ontology annotation, cellular component: catalytic step 2 spliceosome.
AAGCAAGGUAUUGUAGAUCAUCCAUCCCUAAUCGGUGAAACCCUCCUCUCGAUUGGCGACAACAUCGAUCGAUCGAACGAAGGAACGAAGAAUCCCUCUCUUUGAAUCGUCCGUCCAGACAGACAGUAUGGAGAUGGAGAUGCAAGGGAACGAUAAGGAUAGGGGGACAAGAGACAGGAGAGAUAAGGUGUCGUCGAAGCAGCAUACCGGAAGCAGUGAUAACAGGAUAAUCCAAAAGCUAGAAAAGACUGGAGGAGGGGUAUACAUACCGCCUUUCAGGUUGCCUUCUAUGAUGCCUGAAGUUGAGGAUAAAAGCAGCUUGGAAUAUCAAAAGAUGACAUGGGAUGCAUUAAAGAAGAGCAUAAACGGCUUGGUCAACAAGGUCAAUGCAGCAAAUAUCAAGGAUAUCGUUCCCGAGUUGUUUUCUGAAAAUUUGCUCAGGGGAAGAGCUUUGUUUGCUCAAUCGUGUAUAAAGUCCCAGAUGGCCUCUCCUGCUUUCACUGAUGUCUUUGCAGCUCUCGUUGCUGUUGUAAACACCAAAUUCCCUCAAGUGGGUGAGCUUUUGUUGAGAAUGAUAAUUUUGCGGCUUCGAAGAGCGUAUAAGAGAAACGACAAGCAUCAAUUGGUUGCUGCCGCCAAGUUUAUAGCUCAUUUGGUUAACCAGCAGGUUGCUCAUGAGCUUAUUGCUCUCGAGCUUCUCACACUUCUCUUAGAAAAUCCAACUGAAGACGGAGUUGAGGUUGCUGUUGCUUUUGUUGCUGAAUGCGGUUCGGCACUCCAGGAUCUAUCUCCUAAGGGCUUGCAUGGUAUUUUUGAGCGCUUCCGUGGAAUUCUUCACGAGGGAGCGAUGGAUAAAAGGGUACAGUUCUUGAUUGAAGGCCUCUUUGCCUUAAGGAAGGCCAAGUUCCAGGGCCAUCCGGCUGUCCGUCCAGAGUUAGACCUUGUUGAAUUGGAAGAUCAAAUCACGCACCAAGCAUCUCUUCUUGAUGAGAUGAAUGCAGAGGAUGACUUAGUUGUUUUCAAGUUGGAUCCUGAUUUUCUGGAGAACGAGAAGCGGUAUGAAGAUUUGAAAAAAACCAUUCUUGGCAAUGAAGCAGAUGGCGGUGAUGAGGGGUCUGAUGAAGACGAAUCUUCACAUAAAGAGGAGUCGGAUGGGGAACAGAUGAGGAUAGCAGAUGAAACCGGAACAGAUCUGGUUAACCUUCGAAGAAGUAUCUACCUUACCAUUAUGUCGAGUGUUGAUUUUGAGGAAGCUGGUCAUAAGCUCCUCCAAAUCAAACUCGAGCCUGGGCAAGAGAUGGAGCUGUGCACAAUGUUGUUGGAGUGUGCUAGUCAGGAGAAAACGUAUCGGCGUUACUAUGGGCUUCUGGGCCAGAAGUUUUGCAUGAUCAACAGAGUCUACCAAGAUAACUUUGAGGAAUGUUUUGUUCAGCAGUACUCCAUGGUCCAUAGGCUUGAGACAAACAAGCUGCGUAACGUGGGCAUGUUUUUUGCGCAUCUGCUUGGGACCGAUGCUCUGCCGUGGCAUGUUUUGGCAUAUAUCCGGUUGACUGAGGAGGACACCACUUCCUCCUCUAGAAUAUUCAUCAAGAUUCUCUUCCAGGAGCUGUCGGAACAUCUUGGAGUUCAGCGGUUGAAGGAGCGUCUUAGCGACCCUAGCUUGCAUGCUGAUUUUGAAUCGAUUUUUCCAAGGGACAGCCCGAAAAACACACGCUUUUCAAUUAAUUUCUUCACGUCGAUUGGGCUCGGCGGGAUCACCGAAGAACUCAGAGGCUAUUUGAAAAGCAUGCACAUGCAACAAUCGGAGGAGGAUCCGUCUGAUGAAACUCAUCGCAAGCGCCAAAGAAAAUGCUGUUAGUUUACGUGGAGUUAAAUGUGUUUAGAUAAAUGGAGACUAAUCUGUUUGAUUUAGGUUUCGUGAUAUUGUUUGUACAAAGCAACCUUUCGUGAUACCGUUUAGCCAAAACGUACAUUUCCAUUUAUUCUUUUAUUC